CACACACACACCUCUCUUGCUUAUAUGGCCAUUUGGCAGCAGUUCUCUAAGUGUACGUUGUUCGCUGUCGUCCUCGUCAGUGUUUUGGAGCAAUGUUGUUAACGCAACAAGGACCUGUCUUCACCCACUAAGAAGUCAGACUAAACACCUUUAUUCCCAUCCUGCAGCAACAAAACCUUCAAAGGCUGAUGUGAGUGAAAUGGAAGGCUAUUCAAAAAGAUUUAGACAUACCGGCUCUUUGAAAAAGACAGAAGAUGACUCUGAAAGCAGGGACUACAAGAAGUUGUAUGAGAAGGCACUGACAGAAAAUGAGAAGCUUAAAACUUGCCUGGAAGACAGCAAGCAUGAGCUGGCCAAAAUCCGUUCACAGCUAGAUAAAGUCACACAGACGCAGAACAGAAUAUCAGAAAAAUCCUGUGCAUGCGAAUCGGAGAAAUGGGAAAAACAGGCAUUGGAGAAGAGGGUUUCUAACAUGGAAGGAGAGCUUAAGAAACCAGCCCCACUGAAGUUUCGCUGUGGCUACCAGCCUUGAGUCACUCCUUGGCUGAAAUGGAAAAAAGGGGGUACAUGGUGAGUGGUCCAAACCCCUGAUGUUAACUUCUCAUAACUACUCCACAAAAAGUCAUGAAUAUGCUCACACUUUCCACUUCAAUACACUCCUUAUAUUCCUUUCUCAAUACACCUUCCUUUCUCAAUUCCUUUCUGACACCAAGAAUCUUUAUAGUUUGUAACAGUUUUAUAAGCUUCUAA
Messenger RNA from Trichomycterus rosablanca, 750 nucleotides. RefSeq names its product protein phosphatase 1 regulatory subunit 12B. The coding region runs from base 200 to 532 and encodes 110 amino acids. Gene Ontology annotation, molecular function: enzyme inhibitor activity; protein kinase binding; phosphatase regulator activity. The transcript has 6 exons. NCBI's taxonomy places the organism in Eukaryota, Metazoa, Chordata, Actinopteri, Siluriformes, Trichomycteridae. Gene Ontology annotation, cellular component: Z disc; A band; cytoplasm. The record is from RefSeq and is a predicted model, not a curated record.